Saccharomyces eubayanus is the source of this 456-nucleotide messenger RNA. RefSeq lists its product as uncharacterized. The transcript has a single exon. NCBI's taxonomy places the organism in Eukaryota, Fungi, Ascomycota, Saccharomycetes, Saccharomycetales, Saccharomycetaceae. The record is from RefSeq and is a predicted model, not a curated record. The coding region runs from base 1 to 456 and encodes 151 amino acids.
AUGUGUGCGAGGGGUUCGGGGGCUGUUGCCAUGAUUUAUAUGGAUGAGACAGAAGUAGCCCCGUUGACGAGUCAACUUAGAUCAAGUAGGAUGCAUGAUCUUGAGCUCUUUUCCUAUACUUUCUCCCGCACCGGGCUUUCUCCUUAUUACGAAGAGAGAGCAAGGCGCGAGGGCGAGUGGGAAAAUCUGAGUUCGGUCAUCUUUGUUGUCAUCCUACCGCAGUAUAUUCCUAAACACUAUGAAACGGCCCUAGUUUGGUCAAUGAUCAUUUGGGUAAAACCAUACUGCAGACAUCUCUAUAUAACAGACAUUAAAUUAUCUUGCUCUUUGUUACUGUUUUCUUUCAAAAAAGAAAAAUCCAACGUAAAAAUUAAAAAAGUGGUAUACUUAUUUGUAUAUAUACACUUCCAUUCAGCUAUAUAUGUUUAUGUUUAUUUGUUUUUCCUUGGGGGCUAG